Messenger RNA from Ruditapes philippinarum (Manila clam), 2460 nucleotides. RefSeq lists its product as uncharacterized. Gene Ontology annotation, biological process: positive regulation of DNA-templated transcription. The coding region runs from base 72 to 1844 and encodes 590 amino acids. Gene Ontology annotation, cellular component: nucleoplasm; chromatin. The record is from RefSeq and is a predicted model, not a curated record. NCBI's taxonomy places the organism in Eukaryota, Metazoa, Mollusca, Bivalvia, Venerida, Veneridae. Gene Ontology annotation, molecular function: ubiquitin-protein transferase activity; zinc ion binding. The transcript has a single exon.
UAUACUUAACUUUAAGGGAAAGGAUAUUAUCAAAGAAAUUCAAACAAUCAGGAAUUUUGUAAAAGAAAGAAAUGGCAUCAUCAACACAAGACUCUGACGAAGUUAAAGAAAUGUACUGUGAAGAAUGUGAAAAACAUGGUGAUGGCUAUACACCCGCGGUAGCUUUCUGUGUAGAUUGUGUGGAAUAUAAAUGUGUGACCUGUCAAAAAUAUCAUAAGAGACAAUCAAAAACUCACAAAAUUCUAGAUAGUGACAGUAUGCCACAGGAUUUCUAUUUUGAGAAGUGUUCCACUCAUCCUCAAAUGCUGAUAAAGUUUUACUGCUCUGAGUGCUGCAUAGAAGCCUGCCAAGAAUGCAAGGAUAAUGGGCAUGUUAAAUGUUGUGAUGUGAAUCAUUUACCAACCAUUGUGUCAGGCAUACAACAGAGUGAUCACUUCAAAGAAUUUCAACAGAACUUGAAUAACUUGUCUGCUGACAUAAAAGAUGCAGAAAAGCUGUUGAAUGCCAAAAGUAAAGAAGUUGAUAAACAAGAAGAAAAGGCAAAUAAAGCAUGUAAGGAGCACGCAGAUCAACUUAUAGCAGCCUACAUACAACAACAUCAAGAUGUGAUUGAUGAUUUUGAUAAGACGGUAGAAGAGACCAUUGCAAGGUUAAAGAAAGAAAGACUAGAACUAGAUGAAGAGCUAUCUGAAAAGGAGAGCAACUUUAAAAACAAGAUAACAAAAGCUGAAAUAGAUAUGAAAGAAGAGGUUGUAAGCACCAACACAAACUUUAAGCUACUCAAGUCAAAACAUUUUAAUUUGGUUGAAAAUUUGAAGGCUCUUACUGCUGAUCUAGAACAGGCCCAGAAACUAGGUCAAAACUGUAAACUUUUUAUAAAAUUGAAGUUCACAAAACAACUGUGUGAAAACAUUCGCGAAAAUAAUGAACAAAUUCAACAAGCCUAUAUAGACCGCUUUAAAUGCAAAACCUACAACAUUCAACCGACAGAACUGUCUCUAGAGAGUGAUACAAGAUUUUUCACACUUGAAAGAUUAUCAACUGUCGAAAGAAGAGUUGUUUUUAAUUUUGAUAUCAACUGUAACAUUGACAUCAUAUCCUCUUUACUUGCUUUAUCUGAAACUACACUUCUAAUAUUAGAUUACAGGAAGUGUAGACAAGUCAUAUACAAACUAGGAACGUCACAGGCAAUUUGUAUUGAUUACAUAACAUUUGAAACAAAUCCAUUUGAUAUUACAAAAGUUUCCGAUUAUAAAGUUGCUGUAACAUUUCCAAAUGAAAGAAUGAUCAGACUGAUAACAUUUUCAAAAGAUAUAAAAGUUUUAAAUUUCACUGAUAUACAAGGAAAUGAUAUUUAUACUGGUAUUGCCUAUACUAAUAACUGUUUUAUAGUUUCAUGUUUGGGUCCAGCUAGUGUUAAGAUUCUAAGUAUGUUAGGUGAAAUAGUGAAAACAUUUGACAAAAGUGAUAAUGGUCAGAACCUAUUUAUCGAGCCUUGGUACUUAACUGUCAGUCCUGACAAUACAAUGAUAUAUAUUUCUGAUUGGGACAAACACUAUGUGACCUGUCUGACCUUUGAUGGUAAGGUAAAGGCCAUCUACAAAGAUGAUCAACUGAAAACACCUCAACAAAUUGUUGUUGAUGAAUAUGGAUCAGUAUAUGUAUGUGGUUUUAACUCUUACAACAUCCAUCAAUUAACAAGUGGCCUCACUAAAGUGAAGAUCCUGGUAGAUCAAAAUGAUAGACUACAUCAACCAAGGAGUGUUGCAUACUGUCCAAAUAUCAUGAGAUUGUUUGUCGGAAUGCCAAAUAACAUAAAGAUUUUCAAUGUGUCAAUAGAAUGAACAAUAACAACUCUAACACGUACACUCAUGACUAACUAUUCACAAUACGCCUCGUAUUCGGGUUGAAUAAGGAUCCUAACCCUAAACAUGACUUAAAUAUGCACUGUACCGACAAGCCUAGCACGUGACUAAGUGUGUGUAAACAAACACACGGCUGCUGUUGUAAAUAUUACAAUAAACUAUGAAAAUUGCAGGAAUAAACAUCUUGACCACAUUCAUUACUGAUAAGCCCAACUAUCAGAUAUCAUUACAAAGAUAUCUCUAAGUUGUACUUGUCCUUUAAUAAUUUUUAUUGCGUAAAUUAACACUUUAAAUGCAAUUAAACCAUUAUGAUUGUUAUGUCUGGUCUGCAGAUAUUUCAUGUUAAUAACAUAGAAAAACUUUUCUUUUUUUAACUUGUGGAUAAAAGUUAUGAUUUAUGUUUAAACAAAAGAGACAUUCAGGAUUAAAUAAAAUGGCACAAAAUCUAUAACUAUCACAUAACUGGUCAGAUGUUUAAAUCUUAAGUAUUUAUAGCAAGAUUAAAUUUGAAACGUUCUGACAAGAGAACUUUAUAUACUUUUUGAGCUAUGUACAUUUGUUUAUCAACAUAACUUUCAGACAAAGCUUUCUAAAU